AGCUUUUCAUUUUACCUCAAAAAAACAAAAAAGAAGUUUUUCAUUCUUCAGUUUUUGGUUGUUUUUCCUUUCAGCUCCUGCGACUGAGGCUGCCGCUGUUCUUCUUCUGAAUCCUCAAAGGUUGAAAUGGGUGGUUACAUUCAAGAAGCACGCGAGAAUCACGUGAAGAAGAAAGUCGAAGAAGCUUUACGGAGCAAAAUGAAGGUGAAAGCACUUAAAGAGUGUGAUUAUUACACAAAGAAAUAUGCUGAGUGUGCUAUGGGGAGAACACUUUCUGUUGUUUGGCAAUGUCGGAAAGUAGCUAAAGAGUUGAAUAGUUGUCUUCAUCAAUUCACCAAUGAUUCUGUCUUGGAGGAGAUGAAGAAAGAAUACAAUCUAAAACAAGGUUGAGAAGGCACUGUUAGAAUCUAGACUAUUUGAUUUGAACGACACGAUGUAUGUCAGGAACAGUUUUAUGAAUAUACACUGAUUCAUCUGACAUUCAACUUAAGAUGUUUGAAAUGAGGUCUUCAGCUCUUCAUUGUGAUGCAAUGGAACUUCAUUAUGAACUGCAACUUUUUUUCUUUUAUGUGAAUUUUGUAUGGACCAAGAAAUAAUAACAGAACACUAAGGAAAAGAAUUUGUAUGAUGUUUGUUGCUUGAUCUUAAAAUAGUGCCCUAUUAGUACCAUUUGUUUACA
Messenger RNA from Medicago truncatula (barrel medic), 679 nucleotides. RefSeq lists its product as uncharacterized. NCBI's taxonomy places the organism in Eukaryota, Viridiplantae, Streptophyta, Magnoliopsida, Fabales, Fabaceae. The transcript is spliced from 3 exons. The record is from RefSeq and is a predicted model, not a curated record. Gene Ontology annotation, cellular component: mitochondrion. The coding region runs from base 127 to 390 and encodes 87 amino acids.